This is a messenger RNA of Gavialis gangeticus (Gharial), 1985 nucleotides long. RefSeq names its product coiled-coil domain containing 38 (gene CCDC38). The transcript has 15 exons. The record is from RefSeq and is a predicted model, not a curated record. The annotation marks the transcript as partial. Lineage: Eukaryota; Metazoa; Chordata; Crocodylia; Gavialidae. Gene Ontology annotation, cellular component: centrosome.
UUAUUUUUAAGUUCAUCUAUAUGCGCAGAUGAAAAGACAAGCAAAAACUGGGUUAAAGCAUUUAGUGGUUUUUCACUUUCCUACACUAACACUUCUCCCCCUACCUCUCCUCACUGUCUGUUUCAGCUGAUAAAGAAACAGCUUCUGAGAGCAAGGACAGCGUCAACAGCGCGAGCUCCAUCGGCUUCACCUCAGUCUAUUCAACUGCCUUCGGUUGUUUUGGAUAAUAUAAAUAAGUCAACCCCACCUACACCUUUAAGCAGUAAGCCACCUUUUUACACAAGUGUUGAGCGUGCGGAAAGAGAAAAGGCAGAAGUACUUGAAAAGAUUGUCAAAGUACAUAAAAAGCAGACAUUUGCAUCAAGACUCAAACGUCGACAGUCUAGAAGAGCGCUGAACUUGGAAAUUGAAGAACAUAUUCAUAUUCCAGAGGAAAAUGAGUACACUUGUUCUGAUCCCAGCCGGGCUUUUACUUUUGCAAGAACUUGCCAUACUAACAAACAAUCUGUAAGAAAUUUUAUCAAUGAAAGGAAGGAAAUAUUUCGACUGCAGUAUGCAAUAACAGCAAAACAAGAAGCUAUAGAGGAGCUGGAAAGAACAGCAGUCCAGAAGGAAAAAGAGUUCAGGUUUGCUGAAGAAAAGCUGAAAGAAGAUACCGUUGCAUUCGAGGAAUUCCUGAAAGCAAAUGAUGGAAGUUCUGCAAAUGCAGCUAAAAUUGUAGCCCAAGAAAAGAAAUCAAAAGAGCAAGCAGCAGGAGAGCUCAAAUCAGCUGUUAAUGAACUCCGUGCAGUUCAAAGACAAAUUGCAGAAGCUGAAGUCUGCCUAAAUGACUACUUAUACUAUGAAGCAUUUUUAAUGAAAUUGUCUCCAAAAGAAUGGCAAGAUGAGCAAAAAGCAAAAAAGAAGAAAGCAAGAGCAGAAAAAUUACAUAAACCACAGUGUGGGCAAAUGCCUUCAAAGAAGCUGUCAGGAUCCGAUUUGGCAAUACAUGAAUUCCAAUCAAUAAUGACUAAUAAGAAAAUGUCAUCACCCAGGUAUCAAAAUGAAAAUACCUUUAAAGAUUAUGACUAUUUCUUGGACGACUUAGACUAUGAUAUGGAACCAGAGAUAUAUUUCAGUGAUCCAAAACAGUUACUGGAGAUCUUCACAGAUCUAGAGGAACAAAAUCUUGCAUUGAUUCGUGAUACUGAAGACUUAGCAGAAAUAUGGGAUGAUAUCAAACAAACAACAAAAUCUAUAAAACUAAAAAUAGAUGAAAAAGUAAAUGUUCUACUGGCACAAAAAGAAACUCUAGAAGCUGCCUGCCUCAGAGAAGAGGAAAAAAGUGCUGAGCUGGCUCUUAGGGCCAGGAUGUUUUCUUUUGGGGAGUUUAAUCCAGAAGUCCAGGACAAGACAUUGCAUAUGCUUAGGAAAAAGAUUGAAGAAGUCUACAAAGUUAGUUCUGGAGAGGUAGAGACAACACACAUUGAUGCAAUUGAAAUGCUGAGACAAAUAGAAAAUCGGGUUGAGGAGCUGUGUGAUAUAACAGAGACCAUUCCAAAAGAAACUAUUGAAGCAAUUGAGAAAACUAAGAGAAAGGAAAGAAGACAAAGAUUACGUGAAGAAAAAGCAAAGGAAGCAAAGAAAAUUCAGGAAGAACGACUGAAGUGUUCUCUGCAAAGAGCAAUAGCAGAACCCAAGAAAAAGGUGGGAAGACAACUGGUAUAUCGGUCAAAGCCUCUAGACCUUAGAGAUUCAGGCCGUCAAAAUAUCAUCACAAAAACUCAAGAAGACACAUGGUUUUUUACUUAAGUUUGGAGAUUGUGGUUAGAUACAGUUUCGCAGGGGUAUCUUUUUACUUGGUUUACCUAAACUAUAACCGAUUCAUAACCUUUACUAUAUUCUAUUAACGGAGAAUUUACCAAAUUAAAUUAGGCAGGCAAGGUUCUUUGAGUAGAUGUGGUAUCUUUUAUUAAACCAACUGAGUAGUUGGAAAAAAAUUCUUA